CAUUCAAAACGAAGUCAUUGCUCUGAGUGGAAUGAUAGAAAGAGCUGGGAUCAAGGAAGUCACAGUGUUCCCCAUAAACGCAAGAGGUCCCACAGCAGUGACAAAGAAAGCAAACCCCAUAAAUCACAUCAUCUUGAAGUUUCAGACAGGUAAAAGAUUCUUUGAAUUACCAAUACUGAUAUCUCUAAUUGUAAGUAAGAUUAAUUUAAAUUAAAUAAAAAAUUGUUUUGAGAAGACAAGACUUGCUAAUGCCUUUAGGAGUUGGCUCAUUAUUUGCCACGCUUAAGUUAUGUAUCGUUUUAGUGAUACAGUGAUUAAAUUGUUUAGUUGUGAUUCUUUGAUACAAAAUAUUAACAUCCAAUCUGUUUCUGUGAAAAUCUGCCUGGUAAGGAUUUAUAUUGAAAUACAAUAUGCAGUAUUAAAUUUUAAUAAAAUGUUUCUCGUGUGUAAGAGGAUGGAGGAAGAAGGUGAAUGUUUGCUCUCUUAAAACAUUUUAUAGAAGGGUAAGUAUGGGAUAGAUUGCUUUCAUUCAUUUUUCAGGUGUCUUGCUUUUCUUUCUUUUCCUUUAAGAGGGGAUAUAGGUCUUCUGUGUCCUUCCUUUGAGAAAGGAAGACCAUAUUUUAAAGAACUGAUCAGUUUGCUUCUAAAAUGGUAGGAGUGGAUGUGCAGUACCAUGAGAUUCUCUUUUCUGUGCUGCAGCUUGCAUGAUCCCUACUUUCUGGAGGGAGAGUCUUCGCACCAAAAAUCUCUGAUUCUUAGUGUUUUAAUGUAGCACACUAACAACAGGAUUUUAAAUUCUUCAGGGUGGCAAAUUGGGUUUUAAGAGUUUCUCUUAUAUGCUUGUGUGGUUUAAGGAGAGGGAAGGAGAUAAUUGUUGUAUUCAAGAAAGCUUGGGCUUGCACUUCAUCUUUUGAUUUUUGUAUGUUUUAAAGAGAGAUUUGAAUUGUUGGAGCGGAGUAUGCCAAGUACUUCUAUUGAGAUGAAUAUUUCCUAUUUGCAUUUGGAUUUCUUAAUACUUGUACAGGUUAUUCUGCGUACACAAUUCCAAAGUAAGGUAAUAUAUAUUGGAUGACUUAAUCAACUCCAUCAUAUAAACUAGCCUGAAAAUCUCUAGCGGUUUUCUAGGGGGGAAUUGUUGUAAAGCAAAAUUCCUUCUGUAAAUAAAUAUGCCAUAAAUGUACAUUUAAGCAUUAGCAACUCAAAGAUAUUUAUUUUGUUGGAACACAAGUAUUUUUAAAGUGGAGAAUAUUUUUAAAGUGGAGAAAAUUCAUUUUAAAUAUAUUUUCAGCCAUUAUUUGGAUGACAAAUUCAUAAAUGAGAGAGAUCAUCAUGACCGGAGGUAUGUUGAAGAAUACAGAAAUGACUUCUGUGAAGUAUAUGACAACAGGCAUUAUCACAGAGACUAUGAAAAGAGUCACCGUCACCACCAUAGCAAAUCCUCUGGUCGGAGCAGGAAAAGUAGUCAUAAAAGGAAGCAUAAAAGACGUCAUGGCUCUGGUCACCAUUCACAUUCGGUAUGAGUAAUUUUUAACUUUAUUAUUAAUAGAUUAGUGAUAAAAUUCUUUAGUGAAUGUCAGAACUUACAUUGCUAAGCCACAAGUAUCUGGGACAGAUAUAUUUUAUAUAGAAAAGGUUCAUAGGUGAGCCUCUUCCUAUGUAUAUAUACAACUUAGAGGAGAAUUUCAGGUACGCAGUAAACAGGUAGCACUAAGGAAAAUAUUUAUCAUUAGUACUAUUUUAUCGAAGACUUUGUUCUAUUGGCAAUAUCCUUUGGCCAGUAGGUAGGUUACCUACUUUCUCUAAAUUCUGGUGUGGAAAUGAUUGCAAGCACCUUUCUUGCUUCACAGUAUAAAUGUCACAGUAUGGUCAAAUAGCUAUUUUACAGCCAGUUUGAGAACUGAAGUAAUGUACACGAUUAUUUAAAUAUAAUAGAUAAACAUGACAGUACAACUGAUGUCUAUCUUUUAAUACGUAACAGACACUUCAGUUCCAUACCUUGCUCCUUUCCUAGUUGUGAUCAUUCAUGUGUCUGACUAAUGGCUAUUGAAUGUUUGUUGAAAUUUGCAGAAACAUGCGAUUUGUAUUUUUUACUGUGCCCAUUUGAAUAGUUUCAGCUCUAAGAGUUUUAUGAUUCUAAGUAUUCAUACUUCCCCACUUUUCAGUAGAAGUAGAAAGCUAUGUUAGAUCAUGCACUGAAGUUCAAGGGCUUUUGAGUAAUUUUUCCACUGUUUCUCUAAAUAUGAAAAAUGUAGCAUUGCUUGAUAAAAAUCUUAAUUUAUAAAAUUAUUAUGUUUUAAAACUUUUACUGGGUCAGUCAAGGAAUUCUCCCUUGGUUAAAAGACCGUAUAUAUACAAUACAAUAAAGAUUAUAUUUUCCCAUUUAAUUACAAGAUAUUACUAAAUAAUGACAUUGCAGUCUUAAUCUCAGUCUUCAAUUAAACCAGUGUUUGAGAGACAGUUGUGUUUAUAUUUUCUGUUGCUUUAUCACUUGAAGUAUUUAUCUGAAAAUCUGUUCCUUGCCAUGUUUUUCUUCUGUAACAUAAACUGUGCCCUGUGAAUUUCUGGGGACUGAAUUUGAAAUUGCUCCUGCCAACUGUUCGUGCCCUGGUGCGUAACUGAAUGCCUGAAUAUCUCCCUGCUGAAUGAAUUGCGUAUUCUGCCCUGAAUUCACUCUGAUAUAUUGAUUGGCUGGACGAUCUUGGUGCCGUUUCCAGAAGAGUCACCGAAGGAAAGGAUCCAGGAGUGUAGAGGAUGAUGAGGAGGGUCACCUGAUCUGUGAAAGUGGAGACGUACUAAGAGCAAGAUGUAUAGAACAUUUUUCAACCCUUUUUUAAAAAAGCUUUUCAGCAGAAACUCUGUUUAGAAUAGUAUGUCAGAGGAGGGGGGCUAAAGAAAUCUUCAUUGUUCUUUGUUUUGUUCUUUUGUGCUUUUUGUUCUUUUGCAUAUCUUUUCUGUAAAAUUUAAAUACCGUUAUUCAAAAGUUCCAAAGUAGUAAAUGAAACUUGAGAUUAGAACAAGAGAUAGUUGUUAGCUAAUUGUUUCCAUGACACUUGUCCAAUAACGUAACAUGUUCAGAUGCCGAGAUAUAAAUUUAAUUAUGCUUUUAUAAUGGCACAUUUUAUAAUUGGUUCUGUAGGUCAGUAAUUGUUCUAACUUGUGUUUUGUUCUUUUUAGAUGAAAUUAUUACCACUUUAGGAGAAGGGGCAUUUGGAAAAGUAGUGGAAUGCAUUGAUCACAAUGUGAGAGGAAUGCAUGUAGCAAUUAAAAUUGUGAAAAAUGUUAGUCGGUACCGUGAAGCAGCACGUUCAGAAAUACAGGUAUUGGAGUAUUUAAACACCAUGGAUCCCAGCAGCACAUUCCGCUGUGUCCAGAUGCUGGAAUGGUUUGAUCAUCAUGGUCAUGUUUGCAUUGUAUUUGAGCUGCUGGGACUUAGUACGUAUGACUUUAUUAAAGAAAACAGCUUUUUGCCAUUUCAUAUUAAUGACAUAAGACAGAUGGCAUAUCAGAUUUGCCAGUCUAUAAAUUUUUUACAUCAUAAUAAGUUGACUCAUACUGAUCUGAAGCCUGAAAAUAUUUUGUUUGUGGAGUCUGACUACGUGGUAAAGUACAACUCUAAAAUGAAGCGGGAUGAACGUACACUAAAAAAUACAGACAUCAAAGUUGUAGAUUUUGGAAGCGCAACUUUUGAUGAUGAACAUCACAGCACACUAGUGUCUACAAGACAUUACAGAGCCCCUGAGGUUAUUUUAGCGCUGGGGUGGUCACAGCCCUGUGAUGUUUGGAGUAUAGGUUGCAUUCUAAUUGAAUAUUACCUUGGUUUUACAGUAUUUCAGACACAUGAUAGUAAAGAACACUUAGCAAUGAUGGAGAGACUAUUAGGGCCAUUACCAACUCACAUGAUUAAAAAAUCAAGAAAACGCUAUUUUCAGCAUGACCAAUUGGACUGGGAUGAACAUAGUUCUGCAGGUCGAUAUGUUAGGAGACGCUGUAAACCAUUAAAGGAAUUAAUGCAUUGUCAUGAUGCGGAACAUCAGAAUUUAUUUGACCUUAUUCGCAAAAUGUUGGAGUAUGAUCCAUCCAAAAGAAUCACUCUUGAUGAAGCCUUACAGCAUUCUUUCUUUGACUUAUUAAAAAAAUAAAUAAUUCAGAGAUCUUAUAUAUUUCUCUAAGGAGACUACAUAGACUGUGUCAGUCAAAAAAGCUAGCAUGAGAUUUUUGUAAGCUUUAAAUUAUUUUGUACAGUUACGUUUAAAUAUUUCUAUAUGUUUUGUAUCACUACCAUGUUUAUCUUGUUGAUCAAUGAUGGUCUUAAUCAUGGAUAACAAUGUAAAAAUUAAAAGCAAUUUUCAUUUUUUGAA
Pelodiscus sinensis (Chinese soft-shelled turtle) is the source of this 4358-nucleotide messenger RNA. NCBI's taxonomy places the organism in Eukaryota, Metazoa, Chordata, Testudines, Trionychidae. The record is from RefSeq and is a predicted model, not a curated record.